This is a messenger RNA of Wallemia ichthyophaga EXF-994, 873 nucleotides long. RefSeq names its product WD repeat domain-containing protein 83. Bases 1 to 873 code for a protein of 290 amino acids. NCBI's taxonomy places the organism in Eukaryota, Fungi, Basidiomycota, Wallemiomycetes, Wallemiales, Wallemiaceae. The record is from RefSeq and is a predicted model, not a curated record. Gene Ontology annotation, biological process: mRNA splicing, via spliceosome. Gene Ontology annotation, molecular function: protein binding. Gene Ontology annotation, cellular component: catalytic step 2 spliceosome. The transcript has a single exon.
AUGACGCAACUUCUCGGCCACAGCGGGCCCGUGAAUGUAGUAAAGUUCAACAACAAUGCGGGGCGGUAUUGCCUAAGUGGAGGGCGAGAUCGCAGUAUACGACUAUGGAAUCCGCACACGGCGAGCCAAGUGAAGGCGUACAACGGGCACGGCUACGAGGUGCUUGGGUUGAGCAUAACGCCCGACAACACCCAUUUCGCCAGCUGCGGGGGAGACAAGAGUGUAUUUGUAUGGGAUGUGCAAGCGGGCGCGACAGUACGCAGGUGCGUUGGACACGACAGCAAAGUGAACACGGUGGCAUUCAACGGCGAUGCCUCAGUGCUACUGUCUGGCUCGUUUGACUCUACGGUGCGCAUAUGGGAUAUGCGUGCUAGACAGCGUCUCCCUCUGCAGAUACUUGACGAUGCUUCGGAUAGCGUGGUGGAUGUGUGUGUCAGUGGCUCCAUCGUUUACUCUGCUAGCGUAGAUGGCUUUGUGCGCACUUACGAUCUUAGAGCUGGACAGCUCCGUCAGGAUUACCUCGAUCACGCCGUCACUUCUGUUAAACCUACAUCGGAUAACUCCGCCAUCCUCGUCUCUACGCUGGAUAAUAAAGUGCGGUUGCUAGAUACGGCGACGGGAGAACUCCUCGCUACGUUCUCCGGUCACGCCGCUGAGAAGUUCAAAGCGGUUUCUACUUUCGGGCUUGGUGACUCGUCUGUCAUCAGCACCAGCGAGGAUGGCAGACUACUCGUAUGGGAUAUGCUGGAGAGUAGAAUAGUAUCACAGCACAAGUCACACGAGAAGGCGGUGCUUUACGUCGACCACCACCCCACACGCGAGGAAAUGGUUAGCAGUGGGAGUGAUGGUGUUAUUAAUUUCUAUAGCAGGUAG